AUGCGUGGCGAAGCAGCAUCACUCAAGGCCAUGUCAGCAACGGCUCCCGAGUCACUCAUACCGCGUCUCUAUGGCUAUGCAGAAUCAGCAGAUGGAAACGAAUGCGCCAUGGUGACUCAGUACUUUGACUUGCAGCCCUUGCAUGGAGGAUCAUACCAGCGCGAGCUCGGACGAAAGCUUGCAGAGAUGCACCGAUUGCCUCCAAAGGACACAGAAGGGUACACUGGGAGAUAUGGCUUCGAGGUGCCUACAUUCUGUGGAGUCACACAGCAGGACAAUACAUGGGAAGGAGAUUGGAAGACCUUCUGGCGAGACAGAAGAUUGGGAGACAUGAUCAGGAGAAUUGAGGACACAGACUUGGCGAAAGCAUGGGAUGGGUUACUUGACAAGGCGGUUCCUCUCCUCCUCGAUUCGAUCCAACCCCAGCCUCAGCCUGUCAUCAUACAUGGCGACCUAUGGUACGGGAACACAGGCUACGAUCAGACCACACAGGUGCCGGUCAUCUUUGACCCGUCGUCUUUCUGGGGACACAAUGAGGCCGAACUAGGUAUGACCAAGAUGUUUGGAGGCUUCACCAACGACUUUUACGACGCUUACCACGAGAUUCAUCCACGAUCUGAACGAUACGACCAACUGAUCCAGCUGUAUGAACUGUAUCACCAUCUGAAUCAUACUCUCAUGUUCGGAACAAUGUAUAAAGAGGGUGCCCUGCGCAUCAUGAAGUCGCUCACAGCCUGGGCGGAGACUGUAUAA
Messenger RNA from Kockovaella imperatae, 753 nucleotides. RefSeq names its product Fructosamine/Ketosamine-3-kinase. Bases 1 to 753 code for a protein of 250 amino acids. The transcript is spliced from 4 exons. The record is from RefSeq and is a predicted model, not a curated record. NCBI's taxonomy places the organism in Eukaryota, Fungi, Basidiomycota, Tremellomycetes, Tremellales, Cuniculitremaceae.